GUCCCGAUCGUUUUUAUCGAAGCUGAUGGCACGGAGCGGGAAGUAAAUGCUGAGAUCGGCAAGAACUUGCUCGAUGUAGCUCACGACAACAACGUGGAGUUGGAAGGAGCUUGUGGCGGCGAGCUUGCUUGCUCAACAUGUCACUUGAUUUUUGAGCCUCAGAUUUACGCCAUGUUACCUGAAAAGGAAGAUGACGAAGACGAUAUGUUGGACUUGGCGUUCGAAGUGACUGAAACGUCGAGGCUUGGAUGCCAAAUAAUUGUACAGGAGGAGUUUGCAGGCACAAAGGUAAGCGUUGGACAGAGCUUUAAGGAUAUG
This is a messenger RNA of Phaeodactylum tricornutum CCAP 1055/1, 318 nucleotides long. RefSeq lists its product with no specific name. The annotation marks the transcript as partial. Gene Ontology annotation, molecular function: 2 iron, 2 sulfur cluster binding. The transcript is spliced from 3 exons. Lineage: Eukaryota; Bacillariophyta; Bacillariophyceae; Surirellales; Neidiaceae. The record is from RefSeq and is a predicted model, not a curated record. Gene Ontology annotation, biological process: P450-containing electron transport chain. Gene Ontology annotation, cellular component: mitochondrion.